AAUUCAAAGACAACUGCCAACUGCAAAUUUUCCAGUCCACGGCAAAUACGUGUCUGAAGGUCCCAGUAGACUGCAAUACCUUCAUAUUUUCUUUCCCCUUUCCAUUUCUUUAAUCCUACAAGCUCCAAGAACCUAUAAAAGGACCUCUGGUGGUCACCGUCAGACCCCAUCUUCAAUCUCCACUUCCAAAUCCACCAUGGGAUUAUCCCUGUCUUUACUUCCAUCCGGCUGGGAAGAAAUCGUUCACCGCUGGCUUCUGGGCACAGUGCGGUCCGCCGUCAACGUCGGAGGCCGGGAAAUGGCCAUGGAUUCAGACAACGAUGACAAGAAGCCUUAUGAUCAAGGCCAUGGGUUUCAGAAGAGAAGCGGAAAGAAUUCCAUAAACUUGAGCAACUGCCAACCCGUGAAGGUGAUGCUUCAGACCUCGCUUUCGUUCAAGAGUUUGGUUCGGGAGACGAUAUGUUCUCCGGCCGAUCGCAAUGCUAAUAAGUCGGGAGUGCUGCCGUCUCCGGAGAUCAUGUUUUCCCCGCGGCCGGUGACUGAGCUGGAUGCCGCCGCCGUUAAGCUCCAGAAAGUUUACAAGAGCUACCGUACCCGGAGAAACCUCGCCGAUUGUGCGGUGGUGGUCGAAGAGCUCUGGUGGAAAGCUCUGGAUUUUGCCGCUCUGAAGAGGAGCUCCGUCUCAUUCUUCGACGGAGAGAAGCACGAAACUGCAGUUUCUCGAUGGGCUAGAGCGAGGACGAGAGUUGCAAGGGUGGGAAAGGGAUUGUCCAAGGACGACAAGGCCCAAAAACUAGCCCUUCGACAUUGGCUCGAAGCUGUAAGGCCCCUCUCUCUCUCUCUCUCUAUAUAUAUAUAUAUAUGUGUGUGUGUGUGUGUGUGUGUGUGUAUACCCAAAUUUUCUCUGACUUUCUUUCGUUUUGGAGUACAGAUUGAUCCAAGGCAUCGAUACGGGCACAAUUUACAUCUGUACUAUGAUGUCUGGUUUGAAAGCGAGAGCACACAGCCUUUCUUCUACUGGUUGGACAUCGGCGAGGGCAAGGAAAUCAACCUCGAGGCCUGUCCGAGGAUCAACCUCUAUCGCCAAUGCAUCAAGUACUUGGGCCCAAAAGAAAGGGAAUCUUAUGAAGUGGUUGUUGAAGAUGGGACGCUUGUUUACAAACAAAGUGGUCUGUUGGUGGAAACCACUGAGGGUUCGAAGUGGAUUUUUGUGCUGAGCACAUCAAGGAAUCUGUAUGUGGGGCAGAAAAAGAAGGGUCUCUUCCAGCACUCAAGUUUUCUUGCCGGCGGCGCCACCACUGCCGCCGGAAGAAUGGUCGCCCAUCAGGGCGUUCUCGAGGCUAUAUGGCCAUACAGUGGACACUACCACCCAACAGAAGAGAACUUCCGGGAAUUCAUUAGCUUCCUCGAGGAGCAUCAUGUGAAUCUCACCAAUGUUAAGAGAUGUGCAGUAGACGAUGACUCCAUUUCCUUCAUGGUUUCCACCGAGGAGUCGGAACCAAAGCCAUCAAGAAGUCUCAGUACAAAUGCACAACCAGAAGGGGCAGCCAUUUCAGCUGCCGAGGAAGCAGCUAACACAGCUGAUCCUCACGAAGACGGGAGAGCUGAUGACGCUGCCAAUGCACAAGCUUCGUCACAGUUCGAUUUGUCCAAGCGCCUGUCGUGUAAGUGGACGACAGGAACCGGUCCUCGGAUUAGCUGUGUGCGGGACUACCCGACAGAGCUACAGUCCCGAGCACUGGAACAAGUUAACCUAUCACCGCGACUGAUUGCCGGACCCUUCGGCAAUUACGGUCCAAUCCCUUCUCCACGGCCGAGUCCUAAGGUCCGGCUGUCUCCUAGGUUAUCUUGCAUGGGGCUCCCGAGCCCCACCGUCAGAGACCGCCAAGCACAAAUGGUCUAAGCGGCGCAGGAGUUGCUGCCAUGCUCGUCCUCACUGCAACAAAUUAAGCAGUGCAUCAGCAGCUAGCGUACAUGAAACGAAGGAACUAACCGGAUUUCUUGAUUAUUUUGUUUGUUAAUUUUGUAGAUGGCUUACUUGAUUUGGAUUGUAUUUGUGCCCCAACUGUAGAUCCUCCUCCGGUUGGAAGGCCCAAAAUUUUUUCAUGAAAAUAAAAUCCAACCCACCGUUGAAUUCUUGAUUUUCACGAGGGAGGUUUCAUUUUGUUUAGCAUUAAUUAAUGGAUUAUAUGAGGAACAAUUUGUACGGAUAUUUUGUUUCUACUAAUUAAACACUGGAUUAAUAUUCUUUUUUUUUUUUUUUUACCAAAA
Messenger RNA from Diospyros lotus (date-plum), 2271 nucleotides. Its product is annotated as IQ domain-containing protein IQM1. Bases 197 to 1903 code for a protein of 568 amino acids. The transcript has 7 exons. The record is from RefSeq and is a predicted model, not a curated record. NCBI's taxonomy places the organism in Eukaryota, Viridiplantae, Streptophyta, Magnoliopsida, Ericales, Ebenaceae.